UGCUUUUCACCUUAAUGGAUAUUAUGUAUAGAUUUUUAGCCAACAUCAUUGAUUACAGUUUUUAUUGGUAGAGCAGUUUAUAUUAAGCAACAUAAUUCAGGAUGAACGGAAUGAACUCCUUUAUCUAGGAGCCAAGCGCAACCGUGGAAUUGUUUCCUGUCGGACAUUCACACUUGUGACAGAUUUCCGAAGUACACAUUUCAGCAUGGCGUGUAGAAAAAUGUGUAACAUUGGAUCUCUAAUUGUGUACAGCAUAACUAUUGUUGCGGCGUUAAAUCAGAACCCAGUUGACAGCAAGAUUUUCAAAAGCAAAGCUCACAGCCAUCGAGACAUGUGUAAAGUCAAACCAGAGAAAACAAACUCUGCUGCUUUUAAAAUGCCAAAAUCCAGUCAGAGCCAAACGAAAAAGAAACCUCUAAAGAAAACGUUUUUUCAACACACUAAGAAGAAGGAGCCCGUUUCAAAAGAUCAAGGUAAAACCAAGGCGUUGCUUCCCCCGAAAGAUGCCCAACAGUUUUCAACCAACUGGAAAACGUUAUUAGAGGUGUUCAAAUCCAACCCCCCUCCGGUGAAAAAGCAACCAUUUCAGCAGAACUCAAAGAAGGAAUUCCCUAAGAAACCCACUAAAGACAUUUCAAAGAAGGACGAGACUCAUAAGAAACCCACUAAAGACAUUUCGACGGAGGUGGCGGUGGCGCAUAAGAAGCCUGCUAAGAACUUAUCAAAGACAGUGAAUGAUGCAACUAAGGCAACUAAGCCCAAGCAGGUGAACAGUGGGAAAGCAUGGAAGGACAGUGCUGUUCCUAGUAAAUCUCAGGUGAAUGGGAUAGAUCCAGGACCAUCAGGGACAGAACAGCCCAAAGCCAAGAAGAGGAAACAGAGCAGUGUCCAGACAGACAGCAAUGCACAGUUGAAGAAGAAAGUAGAAGUGGAGGAAAAGAAACCCACUGAAUCAGACAUGUGGUUUGAUGAUGUGGACCCUGACGACAUUGAGGCCACAGUGGGAACAGAGGCAGCCGAUAUCAUGAGGAAGAUCCAAGGCACUCAGAAGACAGAUGCCCAGACCACAGAGAAAGCACUGGUCAAGGACAGGGCAUUUGAGGGCCUGACCAAGGCGGUGGCUAUGGACUGUGAAAUGGUGGGUGUGGGGCCAGAUGGCGAGGACAGCAUCGUAGCCCGGGUCUCCCUUGUCAACCAGUUCGGAAAGUGCAUCUACGACAAAUACGUCAAACCCACAGAGAAGGUGACGGACUACAGGACAGCUGUCAGUGGCAUCCGGCCAGAUGACAUCAAAAACGGUGAGGAUGUGAAGACCGUACAGAAAGAGGUGGCUGAGAUCCUCCAGGGGAGAACGCUUGUGGGACACGCCAUUCACAAUGACCUCAAGAUUUUGUUCUUGGAUCACCCAAAAAAGAGAAUCAGAGACACCCAGAAGUAUAAACCUUUCAAGACAAUUGUGAAGAGUGGUCGGCCCUCUCUGAAACUCCUGUGUAGAGAAAUACUCGGUGUCAAAGUACAACAGGGAGAACAUUCAUCCGUCCAAGACGCCCAGGCGACCAUGAGGUUGUACACGGUGGCGAAGAAACAUUGGGAGGCAGAGAUCAAGGCUAGUCAUAACAACCCAGAGUUAACCAAGAAGACCAAGGAACCAAGGAAGCCCAAAUCACCCAAACACAAAUGAACCUGAUUGACUGAACUGCAUCAGUCUGUAAUGGGACUGAGGACUCGCCCUUGACUAGAUGGCACAGGACAGGAGGCUUGAUUGAAUUAACAAGUGUGUCUUUUGGAAGUGGACUCGCACUUUGAGAUCUUAGUGAAAAGUGAAUUGAGGAAUCUCUUUUGGUGACCCAUAAGGAUUACACAAAGUGGUUUGAUCAAAUUAAUAUGGACUUUAUUCAAAUCCCACUCAACCCUAAUCAUUCAGAAAGUUGGUCAUCAAAAACAGCCUAGUGCCGCUUUAACUAUGCAUUGAUCUUUCAUUCAUUGUCUGCUACAUCAUCAGUUUUCUUCUGGUUCGAAUGUUUUAAAAUGUGGUCUUUUUCUGAUCUUCUAACAUCCAUGUCUUGAUGUUGAAUAUCUGCAGUUUCAAUUCCAAGUGUUUGGAUUAUGUGUUGCCUUUUGAAUUUGAAUUUUUGUUUCAUGAAUUAAAAGUUAGAUAUUUAAA
Molecule: messenger RNA, 2164 nt
Organism: Salmo salar (Atlantic salmon)
Lineage: Eukaryota; Metazoa; Chordata; Actinopteri; Salmoniformes; Salmonidae
Product: RNA exonuclease 4
Biological process (GO): rRNA processing; DNA catabolic process
Cellular component (GO): nucleus
Molecular function (GO): nucleic acid binding; 3'-5' exonuclease activity
Source: RefSeq, a predicted model, not a curated record